AUGCAAAACAACCAAGUAAUGAUGAGACUAUCAUAUGAAAGUAUCUACGAUGAGAUUCUGGCGAAAGCAACAAGCUCGCAAUACGGCUACACAGAUGAAGAAGUCAACAAUGUCUUGAAAGAGAUGCAGGAAAGAUACCAGGAAAGAUAUCCCGGGGAAAGUUAUGAUCUGUAUUUUUGUGAUAUCGCAUGCCCAAAUCAAACGUGGCUGGUUGAAAGUUGGGUUUGGAUACAUUUAUGUAUGUAUCGUUUUGGGGUCAUCAUUCACUUUGAUACUGAUCAAGCUGCACGCUUGUCAAACCAGACAGAAAAAGAGUCAGAAUACUAUAUGGCGCUAAACAGACAUGCGGUAUACUUAUUCCGAGCCACGAGCAGAAGAGCACAAGUUACCCGCCGUGUAGGAGAUUCCGUUUCUGUAGCAGCUCAGCAGUGGGAUACCGAGUCGGCUGUCAAAGAUGGAUUUGAAAUGGAUGCCGAGCCGACACUAGCUGCAAAUGACGAGAUUCCAAGAAAACGAUCCAUGCCAGCUAAUGAGGAAGCACGAAAAAAGAUAAAAAUGAAGAAGGAUGCGUAG
Botrytis fragariae is the source of this 573-nucleotide messenger RNA. RefSeq lists its product as uncharacterized. NCBI's taxonomy places the organism in Eukaryota, Fungi, Ascomycota, Leotiomycetes, Helotiales, Sclerotiniaceae. Bases 1 to 573 code for a protein of 190 amino acids. The transcript has 2 exons. The record is from RefSeq and is a predicted model, not a curated record.